This is a messenger RNA of Rubroshorea leprosula, 773 nucleotides long. The record is from the annotation of a GenBank genome assembly. Lineage: Eukaryota; Viridiplantae; Streptophyta; Magnoliopsida; Malvales; Dipterocarpaceae.
ACGUGAAUCAAUAUUUUCUCCAAUCCCCCGUCUCUGUAGUCUACCCAGUCCCAUUUGUUGCCCAGUACCGCGGGGCUAUGAGGCUCUGAACUUGUGGGCUGGAUACUGAAGCAGGAAGGAAUUUGAUUUUUGACCAUUUGAGCCAUGCAUGUGUACAUUAUGCGUAAAUCCAUUUUUCUCAACUUUUCUGGCAGCGUGUUAAACCAAAGUGUGUACCAAUCAAUGUCUUAAAAUGUAAUACAAGUAAAGAUGGAGUUUUUUAGGGAACUAAGAGAGCUUCGAGGUAACCAAGAAAGGGAGGAGGAAGAAGGUGUUGUUUUUGUGGAACCGAUUACCUGGAUAGUACAAUCGGCAUUGCAAGAUUUAUUGGAGUCUAUAACACCAGAGAGCAAUGCAAACUCAAGUGCUGCUAGUGGUUCUAAUAGCCACAAUUCCUCAUCCUCUAGGGCCUCAUCUUCAGGGACGGUGUUGGGUGGUAGAGGAGAGGGAAGGACUGGUGGUGGCACCCUAGUAAUAACAACUACAGAGGAGAGUGUGCCUAUGAUGGGUGUGUGGGAAAAUAUGCCCUUUGCUGGCAAGUUAAACAAUAUUUGGAAGGCGCAACAAGAUAUGUUGGCUAGGUUUAAGUUUAAAGCUACGCUCCACCAUGAAGUAGUUGAUGGUGUAGCCACCGUGAAAGGAAUGAAUAAAUUGGAGGCAGUAGUGUAACAAUUCCAAAUCCCUAGAACGAUGUUGGUUUGGGCUACCACCAAAAAUGAAAGGGCUUGCUCAGU